AUGCUCGACCCAGUCAACCCACGCUCCGCCCACUGUCAACCCACGCUCCACCCACUGUCAACCAACGCUCCGCCCACUGUCAACCCACGCUCCGCCCACUGUCAACCCACGCUCCGCCCACUGGCAACCUACGCUCCGCCCACUGUCAAUCCACGCCCCGCUCACUGGCAACCCACGCUCCGCCCACUGGCAACCCACGCCCCGCCCACUGGCAACCCACGCUCCGCUCACUGGCCCAUAAUGCUCCACCCACAGUCAACCCACGCUCCGCUCACUGACAACCCACGCUCCGCCCACUGGCAACCUACGCUCCGCCCACUGUCAAUCCACGCCCCGCCCACUGGCAACCCACGCUCCGCCCACUGGCAACCCACGCUCCGCCCACUGGCAACCCACGCUCCGCCCACUGGCAACCCACGCUCCGCCCACUGGCAACCUACGCUCCGCCCACUGUCAAUCCACGCCCCGCCCACUGGCAACCCACGCUCCGCUCACUGGCCCAUAAUGCUCCACCCACAGUCAACCCACGCUCCGCCCACUGUCAACCCACGCUCCGCCCACUGUCAACCCACGCUCCGCCCACUGGCAACCUACGCUCCGCCCACUGUCAAUCCACGCUCCGCCCACUGGCAACCCACGCCCCGCCCACUGGCAACCCACGCUCCGCUCACUGGCCCAUAA
Procambarus clarkii (red swamp crayfish) is the source of this 681-nucleotide messenger RNA. RefSeq lists its product as uncharacterized. The record is from RefSeq and is a predicted model, not a curated record. Lineage: Eukaryota; Metazoa; Arthropoda; Malacostraca; Decapoda; Cambaridae.